AUGGAACCAGAGCCAACCAUUAGCGCUCUCCUUGAGGCUGUCACCACCCUCACCGCCACCGUUGGGUCCCUGCAGGACCAAAUUCACUCCCAAGGCCAACAGCUCAUUGAGCUCAAAGCCAUAUGCAAGGAAACCGCGGACCUCCUUGGAGACAAGGACCAGGGGGGAACCACCCAAACCCAAGCACAGCCUGGCCCAUUGGCUGGGCCUAUCACCCCUCCUUCCCAUACAGGAGGACAGGCCAUCACUCCAAGAACGGCUAGGCCUGGGCUCAAAGACCCUUUCCGCCCCACCAGAGGCACCACUGGGUACAACUCCAAGGAAGAACAACCAAGGAGAAUCAAGGAGGAGCCUUGCGGAGCGCUUAGGGAUCUAAGGACCCUUACCCCCUUCAGCUUGGGUUUGGACACCAAACAUCCCAAAAUGGAACUACCAGACCCAUUCAAAGGGGAGAUUCAAGGGCAGAAAGCAGUUCAAUGGCUAGACCGCAUGCUGUUAUGGGGGGCCCUUCACAGGGACCAAUUCAAAGAGGAUGAGCAGCUGAUUGUCUGGAUCCUCUACCACAUGGAGGACAAGGCUGCUGAUUGGGCACUCCCUAUUAUUGGGAACAUCAUUAAGGGCAAACCCAAUGCUCCUACAACCAUCCCUGCCGUGACCAGAAAAUUCAAAGAAGCCUUUGCUGACCCAGAUGCCAAAAGGGCUGUGGCCAGGAAAAUUGCCACACUUACUCAGACAAGCACCACGUCUGAGUAUGUAACAGAAUUCUGUAACCUCAUUGCGGAACUAGACUGGAACAAGGAGGCGUACAUUGCCCAGUUCACGCGCGUCCUUCACUGGAAGGUUAAGGAACUCUUGUCCACCAAGGACAACAUUCCCAACAACUUGGAGGCUAUCUUUGCUGCCUCCAUCAAAAUAGACAACACUUGUCAGGAAAAUGAAGAGAACCGCCCCAAAAAGGUCCCUGCUAAGUCCCCGGUCACCAUGACCACAUCCACCUCCACCACAACAAGGGUCUGCCUAUCAGAGGAUCCUAACUAUGUCACCCCGGAGGAAAGGGACCGCCGCUGUGCAUCAGGCCUUUGCGUCAAGUGCAGCCAAAAAGGUCAUGGGAUCAAGCAAUGCCCCAACGGCUGGAAAGCCAACAUCAAGGAAGUGGCCAAGCCCCUGACUCAAAAAUUGGACAUUGUAGAUAAUUCUGUAGAGUUUGUGUCUGUUGGUCUUGACUCUAAUAAAAAACCAUUAUUAUUCAUCAACCUACACGUCCAAAAUUCCCAGGCAGAACCCAUUAGAACUCUCAUUGAUUCCGGCGCCACCUCCAACUUCAUAUCCCCAGCUCUAGUAGAAAAACUCAAAAUCCCAAAAACCCAACUCAAAAAUCCACGAGUUGUGAGAAUGUUAGAUGGUACCCUAUCCCAAACUGGUCGCAUAUGGCACCAGGUUCAACUUGCAGUCUCGGCCAAUGGCCACUCACACAAGAUCCCCUUCCUAGUUUGUCCCAUUGGGAAUACACCGGCAAUUUUAGGCAUGACAUGGUUAACGGCAGAAGCUCCCCUCAUUGAUUGGCAACAGGGAUCAGUCACAUUCCCUGAACAAGUACAGAUUGCCUCCAAAGAAGAAGCAGACCUGGGCCCUUUAGCAAACCUUCCCCCUCAAUACCAUGAAUUUGCCAAGGUAUUUGGUGAGGAGGAGUUCAAAGCCCUACCUCUGCACCGGGAAUACAACAUAGCCAUCAACCUACUCCUGGACGCCAAACUUUCUCCAGGACCAAUCUAUGGCAUGACCAAUGCGGAAUCAAAAGCACUUAAACAACACAUUGACAAGGAACUAGCAACCAGCAAAAUCCGUCCUAGUACCUCAUCAACAGGUGCCCUGGUCAUGUUUGUAAAGAAGGCAGAUGGCUCCCUCAGGCUGGUAGUAGAUUACCGGAAGCUGAAUGACGUAACCCACAAAAACGUGUAUCCACUUCCCAGACAAGAUGACCUCAUGGCUAAGCUCAGGAACGCCAAGUUGUUUACCAAGCUGGACUUAUCUUUCAGGACCAAGUACGGGCUCUUUGAAUAUCUAGUGAUGCCUUUUGGCCUCACAAAUGCCCCCGCCGCUUUUCAGCAUUUCAUGAAUGAUUUGUUCAGGGAUCUCAUCAAUGUCACAGUAGUCAUCUACUUGGAUGAUAUUUUGAUCUUUUUGGAGAAACCGGAAGAACACCCUGCCCAUGUGAGGGAAGUCCUAUCCAGGCUAAUGGCAAAUCAGCUGUUCUGCAAACUCUCAAAGUGCCACUUCCACGUAACCACAGUUGACUACCUUGGCAUUGUAAUCUCACCGGAAGGAUUCUCCAUGGAUCAGAAGAAGAUAGAAGCUGUCACCUCAUGGCCCCAACCCAAAACUGUCAAACAGGUCCAGGCAUUCUUAGGCUUUGUCAACUACCUCCGGCGUUUUAUUCCCAACUUCAGCACGGUUGCACGCCCCCUCCAUAACCUCACCAAGAAGGAAACUCCCUGGUCAUGGGAGGAACCAGAAGAGUCUGCAUUCCAGGAGCUAAAGGCCCUUGUCACCAAAUCCCUGGUCCUUAUCCACUCCAACCCAGAACUACCCUACUACCUAGAAACAGACGCAUUGGGGGUAGCUAUGGGAGCCAUACUGAGUCAAAGAGGGGAAGAUAACUGGCUCCAUCCAGUCGCAUAUAUGUCUAAGUCCUUCUCUGGUGCCAAAGCCAAUUACAAUACACACAAUAAGGAGUUACUGGCAAUCAUUAAAGCAUUGGAAGAAUGGAGAAUAUUCCUGGAAGCAACGAUCCAUUACCGCCCCAGAAAGCAGUCAGGAAAACCGGAUGCCCUGUCCAGACAAUUGGAUUACAUUGAUACACCACCGGAACCAGAGGUCAUGCUCCCCACAGAGGUUUUUGCCAACACAUUGGAGGAAGAACUGGAGAUAGCAUACCAAGAAUAUGACUGGGAAGAGGACCUGCUCUGGUACCGCGGAAAACUGGUAGUACCCAAUCAUGAACCCCUGAAGGAGAGACUCCUGAGGGAAUUCCACAACUCUCCCAUGGCAGGCCAUCCAGGACAACAAAGGACUCUGGAACUUCUGAGUUGCAACUACUGGUGGCCUGGCAUGAAAUCCUCAGCCAAAGAAUGGGUAGAGUGCUGCCCUGUAUGUCAAGCCAAUUGUCAAGCCCAUGCCCUGGCAAUUUCCCUGAAACCCUUGGAAAUUCCUCUGUACCCCUUCCAUACUAUAUCCUACAACUUCAUUACAGGUUUCCCAAAGUCCCAAGGUUAUGAUGCAAUCUUGGUUGUGAUUGACUCCUUCUCCAAAUUUGGCCACUUUAUUCCCACCACCAAAAAGGUCACUGCAAGAGGGUUGGCAGAUCUAUUUGUUGCCCAUGUUUGGAAACUCCAUGGGUUACCAGUCAGAACCAUAUUGGACCAAGGAACCACGUUCACAGGCAAAUUCCUCAGGGCCCUUUACCAACGGCUAGGCAUCAAACUGUCCUUCUCAUUGGCUUAUCACCCGGAAUCAGAUGGGCAGACAGAAAGGGUAAACCAGUUCAUAGAAUUUUACCUACGGUUGUACGUAUCUGCGGAUCACUCAGAUUGGGCCGCAUGGCUGCCCUUAGCGGAGUAUGCGUACAACAAUGCAAAACACGCUUCCACAGGAAAAUCUCCCUUUGAAUUGGUCUAUGGAAAGAGCCCAGUAAUGAACCUGUCUAACAUACCAGCCAAUGUCCCUGAGGCAGACCAGGACAAUUCAUGGGAACCCAAAGAACUGUUGGAACAUAGCCAGGAAGAGAUCAAAUGUUUCAACCAGGCCAGACUCAAAAAGGCUUGUGAUGCCGCCAAGAGCCUUUAA
Molecule: messenger RNA, 3843 nt
Organism: Rhizoctonia solani
Lineage: Eukaryota; Fungi; Basidiomycota; Agaricomycetes; Cantharellales; Ceratobasidiaceae
Product: Retrotransposable element Tf2 protein
Exons: 6
Coding region: 1-3843 (1280 amino acids)
Biological process (GO): DNA integration
Molecular function (GO): zinc ion binding; nucleic acid binding
Source: RefSeq, a predicted model, not a curated record